Molecule: messenger RNA, 2628 nt
Organism: Notodromas monacha
Lineage: Eukaryota; Metazoa; Arthropoda; Ostracoda; Podocopida; Cyprididae
Source: the annotation of a GenBank genome assembly
AUUCUUAUUAGUUUCAAGGUCAUCGAUCAUAUUAAAAAGAAAUGACGCGGUACUUCCGGGUUUUUCUCGAUUCCCACCGUUUCCGGCGAAGCUUUUGUACUGCUGUGCGAGAAAAAUCUUUCAAUGUCAAGCCGACUCAUGCCCCGUCUGCAAUAGCGAUGCGACACAUGGACAAUUUUUACUCGAAGGUAUUUGGUCAGAAGUUGUGGCGGUCCAUUCGACUUGCAUUGCAUGCGCCUAUGAAGAACAUAGCCAUUUUGAAUUCGUUCGCUGUAAAUUCGGAUGACAUGGAAAAGCGCCUCGCUGCGGAAGGAUGCGUUCCGUUGAGCGAUUUGUUGGAAUUUUCGAUGCGUGGAAUUGAAAUUACGAAAAAAUCUCGAAGAAUGCGAAGAGAAGCUAAUGACAGCAAUGUUGAACAAAAUAUGAUGCCAGAUGUACUUGGUGAUGAUCCGAGUUCUCGGACAAUCACGUCGGAGAUGGGCGGGUUGAAGUCCAACUUGAUAAUGCAGUUCGUGCCAGCUUCUGAAAUUAAAUCUGAGGAAGGGAAUGAAGCCGGUGAUGAGGAAUAUUUUCAGUCUUAUCCCGUUGACUUUCGAGGACCUCAAGUACAAGAGUUGGAUGAAGUCUGCGAUUUGUCGCAUUUGCGAAUAUAUGGCAAAACAUACGGUGACGUGACACCUAUGCCCUUGCCAAGAGUUGAUGCUGUUGGUUUGAGAUCUCAUAUUUUGGCGGAUUUGGGAGAUAUUCUUCCAGCUUUGGUAUUGCAGUUCAUGCCGGAGGAUAAAGUUUUGUAUCUGACAUCUGAUGAGCCUACUUGUCUACUGCCAGUUCUUCAGACUAUGAUGCCGAAUCAGAUUGUCGUUUCCACGUUCAAGGAAACCCAGAUCACAGAGGUAAGAAAGUAUCUAGCUCAAUAUACUCCAGGAAGUCAUCACGUGGAAGUGGUUCAUUCAAGCCUGGAUAAAGUCGGUUUUCUUGGAAAAUUCAACAGGGUGAUUGUUGAACCCCCAUGCACUCGUGACAGGAACUGCCUGUCCGAUGAUGUGGGAAACUCCUUUCACAUUUCCCGAGCAAAAGAGCGAACGAAUUUGCCUCAGGUUCAAGCGCAAAUGUUGAAAGUGGGCUUAGAAGCGCUUGAACGGAAUGGAAAGCUCGUUUACAUUACUUCAACGUUGUCGCCUGUACAGAACGACGGUGUAGUAUUGAGAGCAUUUGAGAGCCUAGCUGCUGAAGGACGAGAAAACCGUUUUGUUGUGAGGAAUAUGGAAGCGGCAGUCAGCGAAUAUGGAAAAUUAUGCCGAAUGAGGCCUUCUGAAAAUAACCUUGGCAUGGUUCUCCUGCCAUUUCUGCCCAACAACUACGGUUCAAAAUACGUAGUGCGAAUAGAUGCCGACUGAACGUCGAAUCCUUGUAAAUUUCAACAGCAUUACUGAUUUUUUUCAUGGCUACGUUCGGUUAUUUCGUAAGGUGAACUUAUUCGUAUCUUGAAAAAGUGUGAUCCAAGAGUGAGUCGGACGAAAAAUAUAUUAGAUAUCUUGGAACGCUUUUAUUAUGAGCUCGGAUUGCCUGGUUGAGCUGAAAACCAAUUCUUUCAAGAAUCCGACGCAUGCUGCGCAAGUGACUCUUGAUGCCGUCCGAAAUCUCGUCUUGGGAAACGCUUGGACUUGUGCCAAGGAUCUUUUCAACGUCUUGACACCCACUGAGCGAUGCCUUUUCGGCGCCAUAAAUGAAAACGCACCAUUUGCGCGGAACUUAAUUCUGCGAUGCUUGAAAAUAAUUCGCGAUGACUAUACUGCAAUUUAUGAUGCUAAUAAAAGCUUGGAUACGCAUACGCAAAAGCCAUCCGUGGGCUGGGAUGCACAGCCGUCGUACGCUGUUCCGUUUGAAGACCUGAAGGAAAGAUUAUUGGACAGUUUGUCAGAAUUGAGUGCGGAAAUGGAGCUCAAUGCAUUGAAUAUGGCGCAACAUGCUCCACAGCAUGUGCACACGAACGACGUUGUUCUCACGAUGGGUUACUCUCCGCAUGUGGAGCUCUUCUUGAAAACCGCAGCUAAAAAAGGCCGUUCAUACCAUGUUAUAGUCGCAGAAGGAGGUCCAGAAAAACUGGGUCGCAAAAUGGCUUGCAGUCUUGCGUCUGAAGGGGUUGCUGUAACGCUAAUUUCGGAUGCUGCUGUAUUCGCCGUGAUGCCGAAAGUUAAUAAGGUUGUACUUGGAACUUACCUCGUGAUGUCAAAUGGUGGCAUUCGAGCUAUGUGUGGAUCGCAUUUGGUUGCCCUAGCAGCAUCCCGUUAUGCUGUUCCAGUAUUGAUUUGUUCAACGUCUUCAGCACUGGUGCCGGAGUAUCCUGAAGUGUUUGAGGAAUCAAUGAUGCACAAGGCACCGUUUCAUGACUUCGCUCCGAAAGCAUUGUGCGUGAUGAAGGACGGAACGCGGCCUGCUAUGUGUAAUCCCAUGUACGAUUACGUGCCUCCGGACUUGAUCAGCAUAUUUUUGUUCAACUCGGGAGGAUAUGUACCUUCUUAUGUGUACAGCUUGCGAAGUGAACUUUAUUCUCUUGAAGACAUUUCAUGGAUACCUGGUCGUUCCCCUGAUGGCGAAAAGUUGUCUCAAUAAAAUGAUUUAAUUUUG